This is a messenger RNA of Oppia nitens, 1743 nucleotides long. RefSeq names its product nuclear hormone receptor HR96-like. The record is from RefSeq and is a predicted model, not a curated record. Gene Ontology annotation, biological process: negative regulation of transcription by RNA polymerase II; cell differentiation; positive regulation of transcription by RNA polymerase II. Gene Ontology annotation, molecular function: zinc ion binding; RNA polymerase II cis-regulatory region sequence-specific DNA binding; nuclear receptor activity. The coding region runs from base 280 to 1656 and encodes 458 amino acids. NCBI's taxonomy places the organism in Eukaryota, Metazoa, Arthropoda, Arachnida, Sarcoptiformes, Oppiidae. The transcript is spliced from 7 exons.
GGAUGUACUUUAAACAGCAAUUAAUAGCUGUUUAUAUCAUUGAUAUAAGUGUUGUCUUAGAGACCAUCUGUGGUAGUGGUAGUCCAAAGCUAUAGUAGUUAUCAUAAUAUUUGUUAUUAAAAUCUUCGAAAUUCAAACGUUUUGUUUUUCACUUUCAAUAAAUUCAUUAUAAAAAAGUUAAAAUUUUGUGACUAUUAAUUUGCGUAACAGUGAUAACAAUUUUAUUGUAGAUAAUUAUCAAUAAUAAUAAUCAAUAACAUAGACAAACAUAUUUGUAAAAUGUCUGACCAAGAGUUUGUCAAAAAAUGUUUGGUUUGUGGCGACAAAGCUAUUGGUAAUAAUUUUGAUGCCCUGUCCUGUGAGUCUUGUAAAGCAUUUUUCAGAAGAAAUGCCAUCAAAACUAAGGAAUUGAAAUGUCAUUUUGACGACAACUGUCACAUCGAUGUCCUCACCCGAAGAUUUUGCAAGAAAUGUCGUCUCAGAAAGUGCUUUGAUAUAGGAAUGAAAAAAGAUUGGAUUCUUUCAUCUGAAGAGAAAAAAGAAAGAAAGAAAAAAAUUGAAACAAAUAAAAAAAGACGAAAACACAGCAUCAGUUCGGGGAUCAACACUUCGGAUUCAUCGACCAGUUCUGUCACAUCACCCGAAAGCGGAUCUAUUGUACCAUUUAAUGAUGACUUUGACUUAAAUCAUAUAAAAGCGUUGGAAAUUCCGGACUCAUUUGGUGACAUUGAGUUAGGUAUCGAUGAAAUCAAUACACAGAUUAUGGAAAUUGAAAAUUAUUUGAAAGAUGACAACAAUAGCGAUGAGGAAAACUCGGACGAGAUAUCAGAUCUGGUGUACCAAAAGGCCGCUGAACUUGAGUUUACUGUAUUACCGAUCGCCCGACCGUUUACUGACAGUCGGUAUGCUUUUAAUGAGUUGGAGGGAAACAAAUUGGCCGAACUGUUUAAUGCGACCACUUUUUUCAUUGAUCCCAAAGUACCCGUAACCUCACAGGCUAUGACUCAACAGGAUAUGAAUAAAAUAUUGUGCAAUAAAGUUGAAGACUAUAUAUUAAAAGUGAUCAAAAUGUCCAAAAUGUUGUCAUCAUUUAAUAAUAUUUGUGAAAAUGACAAAAUAUCUCUAAUAAAAUUUGGAGCAAUGGAUUUAGUUUAUAUAAGACAAGUGUCAAUAUUUGAUGCCGAAACCAAACAAUGGAAAUAUGUUAUGGAUAAUCAAAACUCUGUCUUAUUAAGCCUUGAUAUGAUGAAAGAAUUGCCUAAAAAAAUAUUUUCAAAAUAUAAAAGAUUUUUCCUUAAAAUUAGCAAAGAAUGGGAAACAGAUCCAGUGAUUCUUGAUUUGUUGACUGCAAUAGUGCUAUUUGAUCCAAAUAGACCUCGACUUCAAAAUAAGGAAUUAAUUAAACUUCAACAAUACAUUUAUAUGCAUUUACUUCAACGAUAUUUACAAUUAAGAUACCAAUCGGAAAGCGAUUCAAAACUAAAAUUUUUGAAACUAUUGAACACAUUAAUUGAUUUGAAUGUUUUGGGACAAACAAAACGUGAAAACGUUAAGAAAAAGGAUCCAAACAUUAUGUCUCCGCUAAUGAAAGAGAUUUUUGAAGUUAAAUCACAAUCUGAUUACAAUAGCGUACAAAAUACUUAUCUCGUCUUUUAACACAUCAAUUAUAUCAUACACUACACACUAAUUAUUUUAAUUUCAUAAUUUAAUUAAUUAAUUAAUUGAAAUUAAAUUAUCAAAUUA